AUGAUUGAAAAUAAAACUGAAUCAAAUGGAAUAAAAAGGAGAAAAGCAAAUUCAGUCAUUCACAAAGAUAUGAAGAUGGAUUAUUAUUACUUUUCAAAACAUUUAACAAUAACAAACAUUUAUCAAUCAUUAUGCAAUGAAUUUCGAUUGUUAAAAUAUAUCACAAAUAAUUGGCUCUUAUCAAAUCAACAUAAUAAUCAAAAUGCUUUUAAAUAUAUUCAACAUUCAAUUGAUGGUUGUAUUCCACGCACAUUAAAAGUAAAUGCGCAACGUGUUAUACGUGAAGAUGGCAAAAUAUAUAUCGCAUGUGAGGGGCCUAAUUAUGGUACAGUUUAUGAUUUUUGGACACUUGUUUGGCAGGAAAAUGUAAAAACUAUAAUAUCAUUGAAUUUUCCGUAUGAGGAAUGCCUUUAUCCGGAUUCAUAUCAGAAAAAAUAUGAAACAAUUCAAUAUUGGCCUAUUGUCAAUGGUAAAACAUAUAAUUAUAUGCCAUUUAAAAUAACUUGCAUUAAUAGUUUUAUGAUGGCAGAUUGUAAACAUUAUGCAACUAAUACUAAAGAAUGUGUUUAUCGAUUAACACAACUUUGUAUACAAAAUUGUAAACAAAAAAAUGACCGUUAUCUUACACAUAUAUGUUAUUAUCGUUGGCCAGAUGGACGUUUGCCAUUACCUUGGGGAAGAGAAAAUACCUUAGCUAAAGCUGCUAAUACAUUAUUGAAAUUAUUUUUAAUGGUAAGCAAUGAUAAAACAUUAAUACAUUGUCAUGCAGGUCGUGGUCGUACAGGUGUUCUUCUUGCAUUAGAUUUUGCUAUGCAUCAACUUAGAAAUUUACAAACUGUAAAUAUUAAGGCAAUAAUUGAAAAAAUUCGACAACAACGACCAGGUGCUGUAAUCAAUCACUGGCAAUAUAUUUAUAUUAAUUUAAUUAUUGCUGAACAGGUUAAUUAA
Messenger RNA from Brugia pahangi, 948 nucleotides. The record is from the annotation of a GenBank genome assembly. Lineage: Eukaryota; Metazoa; Nematoda; Chromadorea; Rhabditida; Onchocercidae.